This is a messenger RNA of Nicotiana attenuata, 1702 nucleotides long. RefSeq names its product F-box/kelch-repeat protein At3g17530-like. NCBI's taxonomy places the organism in Eukaryota, Viridiplantae, Streptophyta, Magnoliopsida, Solanales, Solanaceae. The transcript is spliced from 2 exons. The coding region runs from base 157 to 1377 and encodes 406 amino acids. Gene Ontology annotation, molecular function: protein binding. The record is from RefSeq and is a predicted model, not a curated record.
UUCUGUGUCUUUUGUGAUCUACAUAUUCUUUACUCUCUGUUUUCUUCUCAAUUUAGUCAAUUACUGCUAUCUCUUUUCUCAUGUUUGUUUUUUCUCUAUACAAAUAACCACGAAUUCUUCUUCAUCAUCUGCAUAUAAGGAAAUAAUUUGAGCAGAAUGACAACCAAUACCGAGAGCUACUCACAAAAGGAACUUGUUACUGAUCAUGUUUUAUUGAGGUUACCUGUUAAAUCACUCUUUCGAUUCAAAUGUGUGUGCAAAAGUUGGCAUGAUCUUAUCAAAAGCUCAAGUUUUAUCAAAAAACACUUCAAUAGCGAGAGUAAUCGUCUUCGCCUUAUGGUUUGCAAGUUAGGUGUUAACUACAAAAAAGAUCUAGGUGAAAGGUCUUUGGAUAUGUUAGGUGAAAGGUCUUUGGAUAUGUUCUUACUCAAUGAGAAAAUAUUUGCAGGAUGUAUCCCUACAAAUCAGAGGAUUUAUCGUUGCGAAGAUGUUGGUGAUUUCGGGUGUAUUUAUGGUCCAAUUAAUGGCAUAUUCUUGUUGGAGAAAGGACACUAUAUAGAUAACGUUCGUUUUGCCUGGUGGAAUCCUGCUACAAAAGAGUGCAGGCUUAUUCCUCGUAUACAUUUUGAGGUACAACAAUAUUUCCAAGACAAUAAUCGUAGUCUUGGGAUAGGUAUAGACUUAGUGAAUCAAGAUUAUAAAGUUAUAUGGCAUCGAACAUUUUGGGAUGAUAUGACAUGUGAUGUAUUUCCUAAGGUUUAUGCUGCUGUCUAUUCGACAAAGAACGAUUCCUGGAAAUUUUUGGAACCUGAACACUCUCACUUAUGUCAAAUAUUUAUAUCGCAAAAUUGUACUUAUAUGAAUGGAGUUUAUUAUUGGAUUAGUACAAGCCAGAGAUUUUGCAACGAAGACAAUGUCUACUUUAUUCGAACAUUUGAUUUUGCAACUGAAUUGUUUGGGGAAAUGACAGGACCACCAAUUCCAGGCGAACACUGGGCGUCUCUAAUGUUACGCGGUGGUUCUCUUGCAGCUAUGUCUUGUGAUGGUGUUACAAAGGCUAUGACAGCCAAUUAUGGUAUAUGGGUAAGGAUUGGAGAGAAUAAUUGGAUCAAAGUUUAUACAGUUAAUCCUCCUAUACCUUCGCAUUACCCUAUUGGAAUAUGGGAGUAUGAUAAGUUCUUAUUUGAACUUGAACAAACUUGCAGGUUGGUGUUUUAUGACCAGACAGUUAAAGAAGUUACAAGUCUUGGAUUUCAUUUCUAUGAUUUAAGUUGUAGCUCCAAUUGGGCUAUUAGUUACAAGGAGAGCCUUGUUCCAAUAAAGAAUGAAAAGCCGACUGAGAAGGAUAAUGCUGAAUACUUCUUCACCAAGUAUUAAAAUAAGCACGAGAUGUGAGUAUCAGGCCUCUAGUAAGUAAUAGACAGAGUACGAAAAGGUCAAAUCUUUAAUGAUUGAGUUGUGAAAAUUUGUGGAUAGAUAUUUAAUAUCUGAAUCAUAUUCUUUCUGGUUAAACAAUCUUUCUAGUUACUCUUGAACAAUUGGGAGAAUAGACAAGAUUAUGCUUUCGGGGAUAAUAUAUGUUCGGACUACGGCUUUAGAGUCAAAUCAGUACCUCUUAAAGGGAAAAAUAUGAGGAUGACAUUGUAAAUGUAGCGAUCAACUGUCUAUUUCGACAUGUGCAUAUAUAUGCAUGUUUUUCUUC